GCGUCCUCUUCAGCAUCGAGGUCACCUCCACCUUCUUCGCCGUCCGCAACUACUGGCGUGGCUUCUUCGCCGCCACCUUCAGUGCCUUCAUCUUCCGCGUCCUCGCUGUCUGGAACAAGGAUGAAGGUACCUCCGGCAGGGUGGGGGACACGGGGGUCCCCCUGAUCGCUAGCGGCUUCGGCGGCGCGCUCUUCGUCUACCUCAACCGCAAGAUCGUGCAGUUCAUGCGCCGCCAGAAGACCAUCAACCGCUUCCUCAUGAAGAAGCGCCUGCUCUUCCCUGCGCUGGUGACACUGCUCAUCUCCACGCUGACCUUCCCGCCUGGCUUCGGACAGUUCAUGGCCGGCCAGGACAUCCUGGUGACACUCUUCGACAACCAGACAUGGGCCAAGCAAGAGCUCAACGAUGAGUUUGAAUACUUGGGCAUUCUGGAGGCUUGGCAUCACCCUCGCUCCAACAUCUUCAUCACCCUUGUUGUCUUCAUCCUCAUGAAGUUCUGGAUGUCAGCCCUGGCCACCACCAUCCCGGUGCCCUGCGGUGCCUUCAUGCCCGUCUUCGUCAUCGGGGCAGCCUUCGGGCGACUGGUGGGGGAGAGCAUGGCAGCCUGGUUCCCCGAUGGCAUCCACGGCGACAGCAACACCUACCGCAUCCUGCCGGGGGGCUACGCCGUGGUGGGGGCGGCCGCGCUGUCGGGCGCUGUCACCCACACGGUGUCCACGGCCGUCAUCGUCUUUGAGCUGACGGGGCAGAUCUCGCACAUCCUGCCCGUCAUGAUCGCCGUCAUCCUGGCCAACGCCGUAGCACAGAGCCUCCAGCCCUCCCUCUACGACAGCAUCAUCCGCAUCAAGAAGCUGCCCUACCUCCCCGAGCUGGGCUGGGGCCACCAUGA
Pterocles gutturalis (yellow-throated sandgrouse) is the source of this 889-nucleotide messenger RNA. Its product is annotated as chloride channel protein 2-like. The record is from RefSeq and is a predicted model, not a curated record. Lineage: Eukaryota; Metazoa; Chordata; Aves; Pterocliformes; Pteroclidae. The annotation marks the transcript as partial. The transcript is spliced from 7 exons. Gene Ontology annotation, cellular component: membrane. Gene Ontology annotation, molecular function: voltage-gated chloride channel activity. Gene Ontology annotation, biological process: transmembrane transport; chloride transport.